AUGGGGAUAAAAGCCGUGGAAGGACACUUGAAGUACCUUGGACUCCCAACUUUUGUUGGAAGAUCCAAGAAACAAGUUUUUGGAUUCGUCCAAGAUAGAGUGUGGAAGAAAUUGAAGGGUUGGAAGGAAAAACUCCUCUCAAGAGUGAGAAAAGAUGUGCUAAUUAAGGCGGUGGUCCAAUCAAUACACACUUACAUAAUGGGUUAUUUUCGAUUACCAACAGGACUUUACAACCACAUUGCAUCAAGGAUCAAUAAAUUCUAUUGGGGAUCAAAAGACGGCGAAAAGAAAAUACACUGGAUAAAAUGGGAUAAACUUUAUCAGUCAAAACAAAACGGGGGAUUGGGCUUUCGAGAUAUGGAGGCUUUCAAUAUGGAUCUUUUAGCAAAGCAAGGGUGGAGGUUAAUAAAGAACUCUGAGUCGUUGGCAGCCAGGACCCUCAGUAGCAGAUAUUAUAAUAGAAAAGACUUUCUGAGCUCAGACGUGGGUUUCUCCCCAUGUUUCACAUGGAGAAGUAUAUGGCAAGCAAAAUGUGUGCUGGAAAAAGGGGAAUGCUGGAGAAUUAGAAAUGGUGAAACAGUGAAGAUUUGGAAAGACCCUUGGCUCCCUAAACAAAAUGGAUCAAAACCAUGGUCGACCUCAACAACAUUGAACCCAAAUGCAAGAGUAGCAGAACUAAUGUUAGAAGAAGAAAAGGAGUGGAACACAGAUCUAAUCAACCAGAUCUUUCUACCCUUUGAGGCUCAGCAAAUCCUAGACAUUCCUAUCCCUAGCUCUAACCAAGUGGACUGCUUCUAUUAG
Arachis stenosperma is the source of this 801-nucleotide messenger RNA. RefSeq lists its product as uncharacterized. NCBI's taxonomy places the organism in Eukaryota, Viridiplantae, Streptophyta, Magnoliopsida, Fabales, Fabaceae. The transcript has a single exon. The record is from RefSeq and is a predicted model, not a curated record. Bases 1 to 801 code for a protein of 266 amino acids.